Messenger RNA from Adineta ricciae, 1662 nucleotides. Lineage: Eukaryota; Metazoa; Rotifera; Eurotatoria; Adinetida; Adinetidae. The record is from the annotation of a GenBank genome assembly.
AUGGAUAAUCCAGUUUUUUUGGAUGAAGAAAUUCCUUUUGUCGAAUCAGGUGUUUAUGAAAUAGAUGAGGCCACCGGCGGCGGGAGUGGAACAACAACAACACUUGGACAUGGAAACAUUAUCUCACUCAAUCAUCAAACACAUCACUUCGAAGAUGAUCCCAUGUGGUCAACGGGUACACCUAUCAAACGUGGCCGGCGACCAAAAUCCCAAACUGUUGUUAUAACAACAUCUUCCCCAUCGAUACAAAAACCUGAGCCGAAACGACGUGGACGAAAGCCAAAACAAGAAACUCUAUUAUCAACGAAUAAUAACAAUAAUAAUAAUGAUUUGAAUGAUAUUCUUUCGGAAUCUACAGAGGAUAUCAAUCCUAGACAGCAACGUCGUUCAGCAGGUGCGAAAUCAAAUAAAAAGAUGAAAACUGACGAUCAGCAACAACUUUCAGAAGAGAUAGGUUCACGUUCAAAACGUUCGAUAAAACCCUCGUCACAGCAAAAUUCCCAAAUGCUCACUUCUAAUUCGACUUUGAGCCAACUUCCAAUCACGAGCAAUAAUUCAGCCAAAAUGAAUAUUAACGCAUCUGGCAGUAUCGUCAUUUUGGGUAAUACAAAUCGAGAUAGUAAAUCAAUAAUAACUAAUACUACCACGGCGUCCUAUGAUCAAGCAGCUAUAUUACAAGCACUUUGUCAGGCAGGUGUCAAUCCGUUACAUCACGAUCCGACAGGAGAUGAUUCUGAUUCCGAUUCCGAUGAUGAAAGUGGAUCCGACGAUGAAUCGAUGGUCAAUGACAGUGGAAAUCAUCGCUUAUCAGAUAUGGAUGAACUGAUCAAUGCUGCGACGGCUGCAUCUUCGUCAUCAUCAGCGCGAAAUCGACAACGAGCGAAGCCCACUAAUCGAAAGAAAUCGGCAACUACACGUCGUCCGACUGCAGCUACGAACAAUAAUAGCAAUAGCAAAAAGAAACAAGCUAGUCUUGACAAGAGUGUCUCAGAUGAUGAUGACGACGAUGAUGACGAUGACGAUGAUGAAGAUGAAGAUGACGAUGAUUCAUCAGAUAAUGAUGAUCUCGAUGAGCUCGGAGUUGGAAAUGAUACGAAUAAUAAUCUAAACAGUAUCGUCGAUUCCUUAGAUGGUGAUCCAUCGUUAAUUGUUCCACCAGACUUUUCGAAUCCUGAUUAUGUACAAAAUCUUGUCAAACCACAUCGUAAACGACGUACACACUUACCAACUGAUGAUCAACCGAAAACGAUUCGUUGUCCACAAUCCGGUUGUACAAAAAUGUUUCGUGAUACCGCUUCAAUGAAUAAACAUUUACAUACACAUGGACCACGUGUACACGUAUGUCACGAAUGUCAGAAAUCCUUUGUUGAAAGUUCAAAACUACGUCGCCACCAAUUGGUACAUACGGGUGAAAAAGCUUUCCAAUGUCCGUUCGAAGGAUGUGGAAAGCGGUUUUCCUUGGACUUUAACCUACGGACUCAUGUUCGAAUACAUACAGGUGACAAGCCGUAUGUUUGCCCAUUUGAUGGUUGCAGUCGACGUUUUGCUCAAUCAACAAAUCUCAAACAACACCUUUUAACACAUGCCAAAAUUCGUUCUCAUCAACCAUUUGCAAUUCCAGCUGUGGCAGUUACGAUCACCGAAAUUCAACCACAAUACUAA